Messenger RNA from Nematocida major, 1002 nucleotides. RefSeq lists its product as uncharacterized. The record is from RefSeq and is a predicted model, not a curated record. Lineage: Eukaryota; Fungi; Microsporidia. The transcript has a single exon. Bases 1 to 1002 code for a protein of 333 amino acids.
AUGAAGCAAGAUGUUAUGUGCAUGAGAGCGCUGGUUUUGCUUGCAAUGGCGCUAGCUGGUGCAUGUACUGAUCACGGCUUGGCGCUGCAAGAGCAUACAGAAACGCUGCAAGAAUCCCAAGAGCAUACAAAUGCGCAGCAAGAAUUCCAAGAGCAUGUAGAAGUGCAGCAAAAAUCCCAAGAGCAUAUAAAUGCGCAGCAAGAACCCCAAGAGCAUGCAGAAGCGCAGCAAGAAUCCCAAGAGCAUGCAGAAGCGCUGCCUAGUGAGUUAGAACUACUCAAAACGCUGUCUAUGACAUCUGACAGGCUAAGUGUGUCGUUCAUGGUGACCAAGCAGUUAUUUGACAAGGAAAAACGUCUAUUGAGUGAAUUAAUGGCCAUGCGCAAAAAAAAUACAGAAACCCACAGCCAACCGGAACUCACCAGAAACUUGAAAAGGUACCUCAUAGUGGGAGAAAGCAUGCUGGAAGAACACGAAAUAAUAGCCCCCAACGAAAAGGUAAAAGACGGCCUAAACUACUUCAACACGUUUAUAGAAGAACUAGAGAAAGGAUAUAGCCCGGACAUACACAAGUUAGAAUGCCUGGCCUUCUACAUUGUGCCCAACUUCAUAGUUUCCAUAGCUCAAAAAAUCCUAAUCGCACUCGACCCAAUUGCAAUCGAAUCUCUGAACGGCAUAUCCAACGAAAUAAACCGAGAGAGCCCGCUAGCACUGCGCAACAGCAUUAUAGAGGCCGCCACAACCAAUUUGAGAACUAUAUACAGAAUACUUGAUGCCUACCCAUCUGACCACUCCAUUUCCUCUAUGCCGAGUAAUUUUGUUUUUUCUCUGUCCUUCAAGGACUUUCUUACCAUCAGGUGGGCAGUCCACAUUUUAGAAUGCUUGGUUUAUAUAAUUACUCCAGAUGGAAAAGACAUGCCUGCCUCUACAAAUGCCAAAACUGCCUUGGUAGUUGUAAAAAAGGCCAUAGAAAACAUGAAAACUCGCUGCACGUUUCCAUAA